AUGGAACCGACCUGGCUCCAACCCCGGCGUGAGCCUCCAAAAAAACGAUGGAAGGAGAAGGCCCAGCCUCCACCUCCUCCGCCUUCGCUUGAAGGUGAGCUGCCAGAACACCAGGUGGGGAAGAUCUUCACCUGCGGCUGCGGGCACCUGGGCGCAGAGCUUCUUUGCCAGCUGCUGCGGCGCUGGGUGAAGAGCGUGCUGGACGUGCGCGAGCUGGAUCACAGCACGAAGCGGCCUUGGUUCAACAGCGAUGUGCUUGAAGGCACUAUGAAGCAGGCGGGUCUGGAGUACAAGUACAUCGGCCAAGAUGACGAUGUGCCCUCCUGGGCAGCUGCCGUUGUGGCUGCUGCGCAGGAGAUGCCAUGGCCCGUGUGCCUCCUGGGCGUGCGCGCCUUGGUGCGCGAGUGCCCCCGCCUUGGUCUUGCUCAGCAGCUGCAGGAGCUGUGGCCAGUGGAGCAUCUGCAGCCAUCUCCGGAGGCGCCUCCACGGCUGCUGAGCUUCCCACACCAGGACGUCUUCGCCAAAGAGGCGCGGCUCCUGAGCCACGUGCAGCAGGCCGUGGCCGCGCGGGAGGCUGAACUUGGCCUCGAAGGCAGCUGGCAACAAAGGAUUCGAAGUCGUUACAAGAACGUGGUGCCGUGGGAAGAGUGGGACAAGACCCGAGUCUUCCCUGAAGCUGGUGAUGAGCCGCUAGUGAUUGCACUGCCCUUUGACACAUCUUUGCUGGUCAUCCCUGGCUUCCUCAACCGGUCGGCGGUCUACGCGCUGCAGCAGGCCACGCUGCCUGGGGCGGUGGACUACGAGCAGCCGCGGCGCCAGGUGCGGAAUCCCGAUGGGACCUUCACUCAGUUCAACGAGCGGCACAAAGAAGCCUGGCUUUGCAAUGACUACAACUACCGAGACACGCGACGAGUGGCACCGCCACGUGUGCACCCGGGCCAGAAGCUGUCACCAAAGAUUCAGGAGCUCCUAAGAAGCGCCUCCGCAGCGUCUGCGGCGCCCUUCAACGGGGCGAUGUGCCGCUGGGAGCCGCCAGGAGUUCACCUCAAGGACGGCCCCCAUACCUAUGCGACGCACUGUGGGUGGAGCAAGGACUCGGUCAUCGGCUUGAUGGCGGUCGGCGCCACGAGAUUGUACCACAUCCACGGCAUUCCUUGGUACCACGGCCGUGGACGCCGCGAGGUGGUUGUUGUGAACAUCCCGCUGAAAGAAGGUAUGCUGGUGGCGCUCGGGGGGCCGCUGCGGGAGAAGUGGCUCUAUGCGCAACCACGAGAUGAGGAGAUGCUUCCAGAGCGGGUGCAAUUCACUUUGCAGAUGCACGCGGAUGUGGAAGUGGCCAAGGGUGCCGACCAGAGCUGCUCCCUGCAUUGGACUGAAGAUGGGGACGCGCCGCUGAAGGAGGUAGAGGCGGGUUCGGUAUCGAGAUGGGUCACAGAAGUCUUCCAAGGCACUGCCAGGGCGCUGGCGGCGAGGGACGCAGAAGGAAGAGCAAAAAAGCGCUGA
Molecule: messenger RNA, 1503 nt
Organism: Effrenium voratum
Lineage: Eukaryota; Dinophyceae; Suessiales; Symbiodiniaceae
Source: the annotation of a GenBank genome assembly